This is a messenger RNA of Glossina fuscipes, 1437 nucleotides long. It is a transcript of the gene Cyp40, whose product is annotated as peptidyl-prolyl cis-trans isomerase D. Gene Ontology annotation, molecular function: peptidyl-prolyl cis-trans isomerase activity; protein binding. Gene Ontology annotation, biological process: protein peptidyl-prolyl isomerization. The record is from RefSeq and is a predicted model, not a curated record. The transcript has 5 exons. Bases 61 to 1203 code for a protein of 380 amino acids. NCBI's taxonomy places the organism in Eukaryota, Metazoa, Arthropoda, Insecta, Diptera, Glossinidae. Gene Ontology annotation, cellular component: intracellular membrane-bounded organelle.
AUAGCGCCUAUAGUACGUAAACGAUACUUUAACUUGUCAAUAUAAAAAAAAAAAAAAGGAAUGGAUCAAAAGUUAUUGGCUCCAAUCAAUAAAUCUAAUCCUAUAGUUUUCUUUGAUAUUAAUAUCGGUCGGGAAUAUGCCGGUCGAAUGGUUAUUGAGUUGCGCAAAGAUGUUGUACCUAAAACAGCAGAAAAUUUUCGUUGCCUUUGUACCGGUGAAAACGGUAUCGGUACAAUGGGCAGGCCUUUACAUUAUAAAGGUGUAUGUUUCCAUAAGAUAAUGCGAGUAUAUGUGGUCGGAUCUGGCGAUAUAAUUAAUAAUGACGGCAGCGGUGGCGAGAGUAUAUAUGGGCCUCUCUUCGAUGAUGAGAAUUUCGAAUUAGAGCAUAGCGAGGAGGGUAUUGUUAGCAUGGCCAAUUAUGGUAAACCGAACACGAACAAUUCUCAGUUUGUUAUAACUUCUACGGCUUGUGAGAAUUUGAAUGGCACCAAUGUUGUGGUUGGUCGUGUGCUACGAGGUUUAGGCAUUUUGGGUGACAUGGAACAGAAUACUACUGAUGAUGGCAAACCAACAAAAGAAAUUGUUAUAGCCGAUUGUGGAGAAAUAUUGGAGGGCCAAGAUUGGUGCAUCAACGAUAACGAUGAAAGUGGAGAUACAUUGCCACCGUAUCCACAAGAUUGGAUAGAUAAAUUGAAACCGCUUACAACUGAUGAAUUAUUACAAAUACUGUUAAGCAUACGUUCCGCUGGCAAUCAUUAUUUUACUAAAAGUCAAUUUAAUGAGGCUCGACGGAAAUAUCGGAAAGCGAAUCGUUAUUAUAAUUUCUUUCGCAAACGUUUCAAUUGGCAAGAAUCGCCUCAAAAUUCAUACAAAAAUGAGGAGUUUAAGGAACUGGAUAAUCUUUCAGUUCUAAAUAAUAUAAAUAUGGCUGCAGUCGAUUUAAAAUGCCAGGAAUACGAGAAUGCGAAAUAUUGUUGCUCCGAGGCGUUAAGUUUGGAUCCGGCGUGCAGUAAAGCUUAUUAUCGUCGCGGACAAGCCAAUAUAGCUUUAAAGAAUUAUGAGGAUGCUAUUGAUGAUUUACUUAAGGCUCAUUCUCUUUUGCCGGAAAAUAAGGAAGUAUUGAAUGAAUUGAAUCAUGCCAAACGAUUGCUAGCCGAUUAUAAUCGUAAACAAAUGCUAAGAUUUAAACACCUAUUUAAUUAAGCGUAAAAAUUAUGUUAUAUGUUAAGAAGGGUAAUGGACGCAUUUUCGAUUUUAUAUUAACCAAACGUAGCAAAUGUAAAAAUAUACUCGUCAUGUUUGUAAACUUUUGAAUUCUUUUGAAUGUGACCUUGGCCAUCCUACGAUUUUGAUUUGAUGUAAUCCAUGCCUCGUCCGAUUGUUCUUAAAUAAGUAAGAAGUCGAAAUUGACUAUGGUCACCGAUACGAUUUGAACUU